This is a messenger RNA of Musa acuminata subsp. malaccensis (wild Malaysian banana), 2634 nucleotides long. Its product is annotated as putative zinc transporter At3g08650. Gene Ontology annotation, biological process: zinc ion transmembrane transport. The record is from RefSeq and is a predicted model, not a curated record. Gene Ontology annotation, cellular component: membrane. Gene Ontology annotation, molecular function: zinc ion transmembrane transporter activity. Lineage: Eukaryota; Viridiplantae; Streptophyta; Magnoliopsida; Zingiberales; Musaceae.
UUUCAGCCCGCUUAGUAAAACCGCGUGCGCCACCCACCUUAGUUUCGUGCCUUCCCAUCUCCGUCUCCGUCAUCGCACGUUAUUUGGAUUGACGCAUCAGGAAGGAUCGGCCGCUAUCCUAUACGAGAUCAUUCGGCCGAUUAAUUCGUCAAUCACAAUACUCGACUCGCAAUUCCAUCUCCGAUGCCCGUCCUACACAAAGGAAAUGCGUAUCUUGUGUCGAUCGGUUGAGGAUUGGAGGCCGGCGUCCUAUUUAGUGUUGGGUUUCCUCUCUUUCGGGUCGAAAAAUUGUAUAUGAUUUUGCCGGAAUUUCUGGAGUUCUGUUUAAGUUUGCUGUGAACUAGUAUUGUCGAAUGCCUUCAGAAUCAUGGCAGUUGUUCUGCAGUCGUAAAGAUCCUUGUGACCUUAGUCCUUCAUAUUCUUUAUCUAACUCGCUGAUAGCAUGGUUAUGCUGAUGAUCACGAACUCUGACAUCCUUUAGGAAUGAUUCAGACUAGUCGGAAAUGACAACUAUUCAAAAUUCAGAUUGGUGACUUAAGAGUUAUAUCUGUUGGACAUCCUAAUACCUGAUUAUGGAGUAACUAAAGAAACUUAUUUGCUUGCUUGCUUUGGAAUCUUUGGCGCCUAAAAUCAAGCAGGAUAUAGUUUGUUGAUUUUGGUACAUUGCAACAGAUGGCCUCACUGUGUAGAGGCCUGCUAGUGGUACUGCUUGUUUCUGUUUUUCUGAAUGCUUCCUGCAUUGCUGAGUCUGAGAAGGCAAUUGUAAAAAGAAUUCGAACAGCUCCUCAGAGAAACCUAGAAAAUGUAGUCAUUGAUGGAACUGGCAAAAUUGCUGGAUUUGAUAGCUCUGAAGGAAGUUUCCAAGGUUUCGAUGACAGGAGAGUUGGUAAUAGCAGAGUUUCAGUGUCAACUGUUGCAUGGCUUACACUUGCCAUGGCUGCAGCAACGGGUUUAGGUUCAGUUCCAUUCUUCUUUGUAGAAUUAGAGCCGCAAUAUGCGGGUGUUUGUAAUGGUUUGGCUGCUGGAGUGAUGCUUGCUGCAAGCUUUGAUCUAAUACAAGAAGGACAGAUCUAUGGUAGUGGAAACUGGGUGGUUUUGGGGAUUUUAGCUGGUGGAAUCUUCAUUUUGCUUUGUAAGAAGUUCCUUGAACAAUAUGGAGAGGUAAGCAUGUUGGAUAUCAAAGGUGCUGAUGCAAGUAAAGUUAUUCUUGUUGUUGGAAUAAUGACUCUUCAUUCGUUUGGCGAGGGCUCUGGUGUUGGGGUAUCUUUUGCUGGCCCAAAAGGAUUAUCUCAAGGUCUUUUGGUGACGUUAGCCAUAGCAGUCCAUAAUAUACCUGAAGGCUUGGCUGUAAGCAUGGUACUUGCAUCACGAGGGGUUUCUCCGCACAAUGCAAUGUUGUGGAGUGUCAUAACAUCCUUGCCACAGCCCAUUGUUGCUGUCCCAUCUUUCCUUUGUGCUGAUACAUUCCAUAAAGUCCUGCCUUUCUGUACGGGCUUUGCUGCUGGCUGCAUGAUCUGGAUGGUGAUUGCAGAAGUUCUUCCUGAUGCUUUCAAGGAAGCAGUUCCUUCUCAAGUUGCUUCUGCGGGUACCCUUGCUGUAGCAUUCAUGGAAACCUUAAGCACAGUGCUCCAAGGUUUUAGCCACAGCCACAGCUCUGAGGACACCUCUGGCUUUUUAGUAUCGCUACUUUUUGGUCUUGGACCAUUGCUGGGUGGCAUCAUCCUUGUUGCUUUUGCUCUGGCUUUCUACCUGCAACAUUCGCUUCUCAUAGGUGUGGCUUCUGGAAUAGCAUUUCUUCUUGCUAUAUGGAGGCCCCUACAACUACUUAUGUCAUCGAAGAUUGGGUUCCUUUCCUUGUCAUUCUUCCUCGCAGCUGGCUCUGCAUUCUACCACAUGGCCACAGCUUGCAUCCCGAGGCUUGUUCGUCGCAGGAAGGCCUCCGUCAAUGACAUUGCAUUUUCAUCUGGUUUUUCCAUCAGUGCAAUCACUCUGCAAUCAUUUUUUGCAUGUGGAGCUAUCUCACUACAUGCCUUGGCAGAGGGGCUUGCUUUGGGUGUGGCAGCCCCGAAGGCUUAUGGACUCGGCCGUCACAUGGUUCUUCCAGUAUCACUGCAUGGGCUCCCCCGAGGUGCAGCUGUUGCAAGUUGUAUCUUCGGAGCCACUGAUAGCUGGCGAGGAGCCUUAGCUGCAUCGGCCUUGACUGGACUCGCAGGUCCAACCUCGGCGAUCGGAGCUAUACUUGCGGGCAUCGACUACAACGGCCUUGACUAUUGGAUGGUCUUCGCCUGUGGAGCACUGGUUCCUAGUUUUGGCAGGAUACUACUGCGAGCAUUGAGACUGGAAGCAAGGAAGAGCACAUAUGGGUUCCUCAUGGGGCUUGGAUUUGCAUCUCUGUGUUUGAUGUCCACCAGACUGGUUUGUUUGCACACCCCUUACUGCAACUCUGCUCCCGAGGCUGUCACAUAGCUGGUUGUGAACCUCAAGAGUGGUGUUGGACUCUCUUUUCUCUAUAUAGUAUGUGGUGAUUUGUGUGCAGACAAAUUAACUGUUGUGGCCAUUGGAUUUUGAAGGAAAGAAAACAUGAAGAUAUAUUAAGAUGAUUAGUAAUGAAGAUGUGCCUUUUGGAUUUUUUUU